AGCGCCGGGCGGCGGCGGCGCGCACUAUGGCUCCGGCUGGGGACCGGGACGGCUACUGGGGCUCCACGACCUCCACGCUGGAUUGGUGUGAGGAGAAUUACACCGUGACCUGGUAUAUCGCCGAGUUCUUGGUAGGAAUGGGAUCCUGGUGCUUCCACAUGACUCUGAAAUAUGAAAUGCAGCUAUUGGAUGAACUCCCAAUGAUUUACAGCUGUUGUAUAUUUGUGUACUGCAUGUUUGAAUGUUUCAAGAUGAAGAAUUCAGUAAACUACCAUCUGCUUUUUACAUUAGUUCUGUUCAGUUUAAUAGUAACCAUAGUUUACCUUAAGGUUAAAGAGCCUGUAUUCCACCAGGUGAUGUAUGGAAUGUUGGUCUUCACAUUAGUACUACGAUCUAUAUAUAUUGUUACCUGGGUUUAUCCAUGGCUUAGAGGACUGGGUUAUACAUCAUUGGGUAUAUUUUUAUUAGGAUUUUUAUUUUGGAACAUAGAUAACAUCUUUUGUGAUUCACUGAGGAACUUUCGGAAGAAGGUACCACCUAUCAUAGGUGUUACCACACAGUUUCAUGCAUGGUGGCAUAUUUUAACUGGUCUUGGCUCUUACCUUCACAUCCUUUUCAGUUUAUAUACAAGAACUCUUUACCUAAGAUACAGGCCAAAAGUGAAGUUUCUCUUCGGAAUCUGGCCAGUCAUCCUACUUGAGCCUCUCAGGAAGCACUGAUGAAUUAUUCUGCCAAGAAAACAAAACAAAACAAAAAAAAUCUACGAUUGUCCUGGCAGAAUGAAUAAAGAAAUUCUUAAAAAUCUACAUGUUCAAAUAUAUCAUGACCACUGCAGCAAAGGAAUGACUUUCUAACAAUGCUGCCAGCCAUGCAGAGGAUGAGAAAUGGGACCUGUUGGGUGUUUAGCUCCUAUCUUUAUCUCAU
Messenger RNA from Orycteropus afer afer, 924 nucleotides. The record is from RefSeq and is a predicted model, not a curated record. NCBI's taxonomy places the organism in Eukaryota, Metazoa, Chordata, Mammalia, Tubulidentata, Orycteropodidae.